GUAGGUCGCAGUCCGUUUUCAUUGGAAAUGCUACAGUAUGUUAGCAUAGCUAGUUAAGUUCCCGUGGUUUAUGACAAGUUUGUCAAAGUAUGCGCUUGCUGGCUAGCUGAGUUACCUAAAAUGUGAAUGCUCACCGCUCGCUGGUGACUGUCAAGCUUCAUGUAGCAAUUUAUUUAAGAUCACACAAACAACCACCGUGACGGACAUUGGCGUCACGUGUCUCUCUGCCACUCGCUCUGCAUCUUGACUUGAAGAGUACUGAACGAUGCAAUGCUCUCCAAAAGGAUCAGGAUGGACAAUUCGGGGUACUGCAACGAGAGCUUCCACAGCCUGCAGAGUGGCACCAGUGACGAAGACAUGGUGGAGAUAGCAGGCGCCACUCUAGAUUUCUCCAGCACUGAUGACGUGCCACCCCUGGACCGUGACUAUUGCUCAGGCUAUGGUUCCCAUGGCAGCGGGGGGGACAUGUUGAACGGGGGGCCCAGGCUAAUGGACCUGCUGGACGAGCCGGUCCCUGGAGUGGGCACGUACGAGGACUUCAACACCAUCGACUGGGUCCGGGAGAAGUCCAAGGACCGCGAUCGGCACAGAGAGAUUGCCAGUAAAAGCAAAGAGUCGACGUGGGCUCUGCUCCACAGUGUCAGCGAUGCCUUCUCCGGCUGGCUACUCAUGCUCCUCAUUGGCCUUAUGGCUGGGGCCCUGGCGGGAGGAAUCGACAUCUCGGCCCAUUGGAUGACAGACUUGAAGGAGGGCGUGUGUCUCAACGGCUUCUGGUUCAACCACGAGCACUGCUGCUGGACGUCCAACGAGGCCACGUUCCAGGAGCGCGACAAAUGCCCUCAGUGGAAGACCUGGGCAGAGCUCAUCAUCGGGACCACUGAGGGGGCGUUUGCGUACAUCAUUAAUUACUUGAUGUAUGUUAGCUGGGCGCUGCUCUUCUCCUUCCUGGCAGUGUCCCUGGUCAGGGCCUUCGCUCCGUAUGCCUGUGGCUCUGGUAUCCCUGAGAUUAAAACCAUCCUGAGCGGGUUCAUCAUCCGCGGUUACCUGGGCAAGUGGACCCUGGUGAUAAAGACCAUCACGCUGGUGCUGGCCGUGUCGUCGGGCCUGAGCCUGGGCAAGGAGGGCCCCCUGGUGCACGUGGCCUGCUGCUGCGGCAACAUCCUGUGCCACCUCUUCACCAAGUACCGCAAGAAUGAGGCCAAGCGCCGUGAGGUGCUAUCUGCCGCAGCUGCAGUAGGGGUGUCUGUGGCUUUUGGGGCUCCCAUAGGAGGGGUGCUCUUCAGCUUGGAGGAGGUGAGUUAUUACUUCCCGCUGAAGACGCUGUGGCGGUCCUUUUUCGCCGCCCUGGUGGCGGCAUUCACGUUGCGCUCCAUCAACCCAUUCGGCAACAGCCGGCUGGUGCUUUUCUACGUGGAGUUCCACAGCCCCUGGCACCUGCUGGAGCUGGUGCCCUUCAUCCUGCUGGGCAUCUUCGGGGGCAUCUGGGGCGCCCUGUUCAUCCGCGCCAACAUCGCCUGGUGCCGCUGCCGCAAGACCACGCGCCUGGGCCGCUACCCCGUCCUGGAGGUGCUGCUGGUGACCGCCGUGACGACCGUGCUGGCCUUCCCCAAUGACUACACGCGCACCAGCACGAGCGAGCUCAUCUCCGAGCUCUUCAACGACUGCGGGCUGCUGGACUCGUCCAAGCUGUGCGACUACGUCAACGUCAACACCAGCAAGAGCAGCAACGAGCUACCCGACCGCCCCGCCGGGCACAACGUCUACACCGCCAUGUGGCAGCUCUCCCUCGCCCUGGUCUUCAAAAUGCUCAUCACUGUGGUCACCUUCGGCAUGAAGGUCCCGUCGGGCCUGUUCAUCCCCAGCAUGGCGGUGGGGGCGAUUGCGGGCAGGCUGCUGGGGGUGGGCAUGGAGCAGCUGGCGUACCACCACCACGACUGGCCCGUGUUCAAGGGCUGGUGUUCCCCGGGCGCGGACUGCAUCACCCCCGGGCUCUACGCCAUGGUGGGCGCUGCCGCCUGCUUGGGCGGGGUGACGCGGAUGACCGUGUCUCUGGUGGUCAUCAUGUUCGAGCUGACGGGGGGUCUGGAGUACAUCGUGCCUCUGAUGGCGGCGGCCAUGACCAGUAAGUGGGUGGCGGACGCUCUGGGGCGAGAGGGGAUCUACGAGGCACACAUCCGCCUCAACGGCUACCCCUUCCUGGAGGCCAAGGAGGAGUUCAGCCACAAGACGCUGGCCAUGGACGUGAUGCGGCCGCGGCGGAGCGACCCGCCGCUCUCCGUGCUGACGCAGGACAGCCUGACGGUGGAGGACGCCGAGGCGCUCAUCACCGAGACCACCUACAGCGGCUUCCCCGUGGUGGUCUCCCAGGAGUCCCAGCGCCUGGUGGGCUUCGUGCUGCGCAGAGACCUCAUCAUCUCUAUAGAAAACGCACGCAUGCGUCAGGACGGCAUAGUCAGCACGUCCCGCAUCUUCUUCACCGAAUACAUGCCCCCCCAGCCACCCGACAGCCCCGCCCCCCUCAAACUGCGAGGCAUCAUGGACCUCAGCCCCUUCACCGUCACCGACCACACCGCCAUGGAGAUCGUGGUGGACAUCUUCCGCAAGCUGGGCCUCCGCCAGUGCCUGGUCACUCACAACGGGCGUUUGUUAGGGAUCAUCACCAAGAAGGACAUACUGAAACACAUGGCUCAGAUGGCCAAUCGGGACCCAGAUUCCAUCCUCUUUAACUGACCCCCCCUCCCCCUCCGUUUGGGACAUCAGCUGUCCCCACCCCCCGGAUGUUUAGAUAUUUAUUUCACCUUCAGAUCGGCCCAUGGAAUUGCACUAUUUUCAUAACUGGAAGGGGCAGAGAUUUAGGGAGGAGUAGCGUUACUGAGGAGGAGGAGAAGGUGGAGGAGGGGUAUACCCUCCUUAGACCCCCCUGUCUGUGGAGCCCCGGGGCCAGCUUGUGAUGGACCUCCCCGGCUUGUUGGGGGGACCGGUGCAUGGGGUUUUUGGAACUAGGGUAGAGGAGAACUUUUUUUGUUGCGAAGAUACAUAUCACCACCACGAGAGCUGUGAUUUGAUACAAAUGUGUGCGUCGACAAAUCCGUUAACUGCUUGACAUGCGCCAACUCUUCAGGGAAUCAUGACUCUGGCUUUCUGCUGCAUGCUGGGAACCAGCCCGGCCUCCCACCGAUUCUCAAUGCUGCAUUCUGGAGGCAAAAAAACGACCGUCCUGUUUAAUGUUUCCGCCAUUUCUCCUUAGUAAGCAAAUGUCCUCCCUUUAUUAACAUCAGAUGCUGGCAGUUUUACACAGUAAUGAAGACCCCAUAAAGCUGUGCUGAUGGACAGUACAAAGACACCACCAGGAUGCCUCAGAUCUGAUUGGCUCUUUGGAUGAUUCAACUCAACCGGUGAACAAAUAAGCAUGAUUUAAGUAUGUGGGGGAAAAAAAAUGAAUGUGAAUCUUAUGGUACAAGUCUCACAGAACUCUCCAUUUUGGAGAAACGCAGCUUAAAUUACACCUCAUGAGCUUUGGCAUCACAUGACCUCUGAGCACAUGGCGUGUUUCUUGCAUAAUGUUUCUGAAAUGCUCAUGUCCCACAAGUGACACUGUAAUGAGAUUAACAUCUGGUUAAUGUUGGUGUGUGAUGCAAGGUUCACUUUACCCCAUGAAGCUAUAAUUAAUAAAAACCACAUUUUUGGUUUGCUUUUUUUCUUCCCAUGUUAAAGAAACAUUUUAAUUAGGGAUGCAUCUCCCCAGCUAUUGACACCCCAUAUUUCACUGGCUGCUGUCUCCGUGGAGACGAGCUCUAACUGCCUGCCUUGCCUCCCACAGCUUGUGUUAGCCUCGGGCCACUUCCAUUUUACAGGAACCUCAGAAUUCCGCUGUAGUCGGCUGGAAAUUCCAUUAAGCUUGGUGAGAGUUUGUUGCAAAAUUUUACUGUGUAGUUUAAGCAAGACUUUUUAACAGUACUCUUCCUAGCUGAAUUGUGGAUUAUUGUUGUGGGAUAUUUAUCUAAAUCAGCUAAAUCUGUGGGAUAUAUAGCUAAAUUGGCAAAGACAAACAAACAAAAAGUUAACUGCAUAGUGUUUUUGUUUUUUUAAGCUUAUUUGCAAAUGAACAUAUUUCACACACUAAAGUGGAAAUGCAGUUAAUUUUACAGUGCACUAACAAAUAUGCAUGACUCCACCUAAAGUAGCGCUGAUUAUUUCUAAUCCUAAGCCUGCAGGGAGGUCUACUUUACUUUAGCAGGUAAUAUACCUGAGUGAAAGAUCCAGUCGGACUCUUGUAAAUGUGUACGACUGCUCUGUAUCUCUGGCAUGAUGAAGGACACAAGGUCUGGUUCUAACUGUGACAGCACUUCCCACUGCAGUUUUGCACUUAAGAUCCAUUCAAUAGCAGCCUCUACCUGCGAAUGCCAGCCAGCCUUGUGCUCCUGCCAGUAUGUUGCUGUUCACCAGUCUGGCCACUAGGCACUGCUGUUGUUCAUCUGUUACUCUCUUCAAAGAUUGUGAGUGUUCAAGCAGUGAGUCACUCACUGCUGCUUGAAUUGUAGUUUUGGCUCUGUGGUUGUAGCGCGUGUCUGAGACUGUGUAGAGAGCGUAUGACUUUAAGGAAAAAAUGUAUGCAAAAUCUUACUGUGAAUAAUCUCCUCUUUGGGAGCAAGCAAUUUUUCCACAUAAUAUUGCGGUCUUAUAUUUGCAAUUUGAUAUUGUGGUUUGUUGGAAAAAAGCGGUUGAAUCACGCAGUUUUCCCUCCAUAAAUUCACUGUCUUUGCUCCCGAGUGCCACUGCUACUGCCUGUGUCAGACAUCUUGUUCAUGUUCUAAGGGGAAUGUGGACGGGAGGUAAACGUUACCGCCAUGAAGCGCCACUUUCACGUCUUUUGUCAUUUGCUAAGCCACAACGCUAUGUACUGCGCUGAGUUGUCCGACAUGAUUCCCUUAAUCAUUGUGUGAUCCACUGCCCAGCCCUUUCCUUUAAAAUCACGUAUCCACGCAGUCCUCUUUGUAUUCGUCUUUGGUUCAGGGCCAAGGCAACCCAGAUAUGAAGUGAAACAAACUUGCACAACCUUUCGGAAGGGACGUGCAAUAGAAAUCAAGGAGAGGCUCCAUGACUGUCAUGCCUGGUUAAAUUCAAUUUCUUCCUCAGCGCUGUAAGCCUUUUUCGCCACUCUGUGUUUGAAAAAGCAUUUAAGGGGGUUUGAGUGAGGCUGCGUUUGGCCUGGUCUCAAAUCCCUGGAGCCUGGGUGGCUAGGCUAAAGUGCCUAUUGUUUGGGUUGAUGGCGGCUGCAGAGGCUCGCUUGCCGCCAGGAUGUUUCCAGCCCGUUUCCCCGACCGGCCUGGCUCGUUACAAGACCGGCUUGCUCUCUUGGAAAGUCAACUUCCUGUCUUUUUUCAAACGACAACAAGAAUAAAUAAAUAAAUGAGAUUGUAGUGAUGUAGACAGAAAUGGAGGGGAUACAGAUAUAAGUGGUGGAAGUGGUGGAAGUGGUAGGAGGAGAGGGCGGAUUAAGUCCUGGUCACACCAUGAGUAAAGGUCCCCGGGAGAGGAGAGAGGUUAACCAAACAGGCAAGACGGGGCUGUACUCUGGUCGCCGCCCAGUCCGGCUCCCCACUAGCAGCCGGUGUGCUGCCAGAGAUUCUGCAGGCUAACCAGAUACUCCACUCCUCUUCUCUUUGGCUCUAUGCGCUUUUUAACUUCAAGAGCUUUCGGUGUCGGCAUGGCAUUGAGUAUUCAUGGGUGUUGCAUCGUUCAGGAAUAUUCAGCAGAUGGAAUGCAUGUGCAUUAAGGAGGCUGGGUGAUCGGUGUGAAGUUUGUGGAGCUUAUCUCUAUCUUUUUAGUCGGUGAAUUCUGUAGCAUGGCUCUGUACUGCAGUAGUUCUGUCACUGCCUCUGGUCCCUGUUGCCAUAAUGGAGUCACAGCGAGAGGAUUCGAACUGUGAACACCCCCAGUCUCUGCAGAACGGAACUCUGGGUACUGCAGUUCGGAGAGAUGUUAAAACGUAUAGCGAUUGUGAUACAUUAAGCGCUCCAUACAUGGUAUGUUUUUGUCUGUUAAUUUUUUUUAUUUUUGUCUGGCGAUAUUUCCAUAACAACAUUGGCUUACAAUGGAAUGUGUAUUUAUUUUGUACUUGUACAUAAGAGAAAAUGAGAUCUGUCGUUGUGUUUGUAUCAUUUUCAGAUUGCAUAUGGAUGCAACCACGAAGCAUGAAUGAGACUGAUCAAAAUAAUUUAUUCCCAGAAUCAACUCACAUUUACUAUAAAUUAAAAAAGUGAAGCUUACAA
This is a messenger RNA of Conger conger (European conger), 6272 nucleotides long. RefSeq names its product H(+)/Cl(-) exchange transporter 5. Bases 271 to 2730 code for a protein of 819 amino acids. The record is from RefSeq and is a predicted model, not a curated record. Gene Ontology annotation, molecular function: voltage-gated chloride channel activity. The transcript has 13 exons. NCBI's taxonomy places the organism in Eukaryota, Metazoa, Chordata, Actinopteri, Anguilliformes, Congridae. Gene Ontology annotation, cellular component: early endosome; synaptic vesicle; membrane. Gene Ontology annotation, biological process: transmembrane transport; chloride transport.